AUGGAGAUCGUGUGCCAGGCCACCCCCACCGGGGCCGUCAACCUCGGAACGGCAUUUGGUGAGAUCGGGCCGUUCGAGCUAGACCCGAACACGCGGAUGAGCGUGGAGAAGCUCAUCGACUCCACGGCCGCCCGCAUCCCCGUGUACUAG
Prorocentrum cordatum is the source of this 150-nucleotide messenger RNA. The record is from the annotation of a GenBank genome assembly. Lineage: Eukaryota; Dinophyceae; Prorocentrales; Prorocentraceae.